AUGGAGUUCAAGCAUUUGCUCUGGUUGAUUGGAGUAUUAUACAUUUGCUCGAGGUCUUUGUGCAUUAAAGCCCAAAUCAAUCCCACCUGCAGCGAAAACGUGAAGAUAUAUUCUGCGAAGCCAUCUACCUAUUAUACGACCGGUUACGUUAACUGUGGAGGAUGGAAGCGACGAGAAGUUUCGUAUCAAUGCCCCAAAACAACUUGUUCCCUGGACUAUUCAUUAUCUUCCCGAUCCAUUUGCUGCCCCGGUUUUUGCACCAAUUCGGAUGGGUUAUGUAUCCCGACCUGUAAAUCGCGUUGUGAAAAUGGAUAUUGCGCAGAACCUGAUAAGUGUAAAUGCUUUGAAGGAUACACGAUGGUCGGUGGAGUUUGUAAACCCUUAUGCAGUAACUGCCAGAAUGGGACCUGUGUUGCUCCGAACCAGUGCAUGUGCAACAAGGGCUUUGAGCGCAGCAAUGGUGGUUCUUGCGUUCCAAAGUGCAACGGCAUCUGUUUGAACGGGAUCUGUACUACAAGCGGAGAGUGCAUCUGUGCGGAAGGGUAUUUCAAAAGUACGGCUAUCGCGGACUAUGACGGAUUCGGAAAUGCAACACUGUGCAUACCGAGCUGUGAUAAGCCUUGUCAAAACGGUCAGUGCGUCGGACGUAAUCGAUGCCAAUGUCGCGAGGGAUUCCAACCUUCACAAGAUCAGUUUCAAUGCAAACCGAUCUGUAUGAACGAUUGUACCAAUGGCGUGUGUACGGCUCCGAAUAUCUGCCAAUGCAAUCAAGGUUAUCGGUUCGAAGUUGAUCGAUGUGUACCAGUAUGUGAUCCACCAUGUCGGAAUGGUGCCUGCGUAGAGCCAAAUGUGUGUGAAUGCCACGAAGGAUACAAGAAAUGGGCAAACUCUACCUACAGAUGUUCCCCAACAUGCGAUUCCCCGUGUGAAAAUGGUUUCUGUUAUGAACCGAAUAAGUGUCAGUGCAAUGAUGGUUACUCUCGUUCGUCGCUUUAUGAUCACAAGUGUGACCCGAUCUGUGAACCGAAAUAUGUUAACGAACAGAACGGUAUCUGCAUAGCACCGAACGUGCUGCAAUGCAAAGAAAACUAUCAUCUAACGCGACUCCACCAAAGCAACGUGAUAGGAUGUGAACGGAUCUGUAAUCCCGAAUGUGUGAAUGCUCGGUGUGUGGAAGAAGAUCACUGCGAAUGCCAUGAAGGAUACGUAGCACGCAAGGAUAUGCCCAACAUAUGUAUGCCGGUCUGUGAUCCACCCUGUGAGAUGGCCCAAUGCAUUGCCCCGAACGUGUGUGAAUGUCACGUGGGUCACGAAAAGAACGAAACACAUCUUUGUGUACCAGCCUGUGACCCGACGGUGGUGGACUGUAGCCAGGGCCGUUGUACAGCAGUGAAUGUAUGCGAGUGCGACGAAGGAUACGCUUUGGAGAUUGGCGAGGACAAGGUACAACGAUGUGUUCCUGUGUGCGAUCCCCCGUGCAGUUUUGGGACAUGCUCCAAUCCUAACCAAUGUCAGUGCUGGGAGGGUUACAGUGAGUCCCCAACUGCAUUCUCGAUUUGUGAGCCCGUUUGUGUGGAUGACUGUGAAAAUGGAACCUGUGUGGCGCCUGCAAAGUGUGAAUGUCUCGACGGAUAUGUGGCUGUUAAUGCGAAUAGCUGCUCUCCUUACUGUGAUCCUGAGGUAGUCGAUUGCGAAACUAGUGGUAGUUGUAUCGGACCCAACGAAUGUGAGUGCUUCGAAGGAUAUAGGAUGCAAACGACCGUUCUGCCCAAUCGUUGCAUGCCGCAGUGUUCCGAUCUUGCAGAAUACGCCGAAUGUACAUCUCCGAAUGAGUCACGUUGUAUAGCGGGAUAUGAAGCUGUAUAUGAUCAAGAACUGUUGAAAGAAUGUGCUCCAGUCUGCGAACAAGAGUGUGAUAAUGGCACCUGCACCGCGCCCAAUCAGUGCACUUGUUUCGAAGGAUAUACAGCGGGAUAUAAUGAAACCUGCACUUCCAUCUGCGAGAAGAACUGCGAAGGAAGCAAUGGAGUCUGUCUCGAGAAUCUGUGUCAAUGUUUCGACGGCUACAGUAACCUGGUCAACGCAUACACUUGCUCGCCGAUCUGCGAGCGAUGUGAUCAUGGUGAGUGCGUAAUGCCAGACGAGUGCUCUUGUUUCGACGGCUAUGAGAUGAACAAUCAGACAGAUACAUGCGCACCUGUAUGCGGUAAUUGUACGGAAGAGAUGUACUGCAAGUCACCUGACGAAUGUGCAUGUCAUGGAGACAAGAUGCUGAUAGUGGACGACCAGAACAACAUAAAGUGUGUUCCGCCUGCAGAAACCAAGUUUCUGAUUAAGGAUAACUUGGUUUUGUGGGCCAUGAUUGGAACGAUUGGUGGACUCGCAACACUGUUCGGUAUAGCAUACAUCAUGUACAAACGAUCUUCCGGUAGUUUCAAUACUACAGUAAGAAUGAGUGACAUCAAACUGAUCGAUUAAAAAGAUGUUCAAAACAGUGGUUAUUUUGUAAACCGUUGCCUCGUUCACAUUAUCUGUAGUGUUAUACUUAACAUAGCAAAAACUCCAAACUGUAUUAUAUUCUGAAACCUUGAAAGUUUAAGUUUCCCUAGCUUAAAUAUUAUUGGACAGAAACAAAAAUGUAAGCACUUGAAAUCAUAUCCUGUGAGUAGUUAAUUUCUUAGUUCCUGAGUAGGAUUCCAAAGCAAUUCCAAUACCGCAUAACUUCACCUCAAAACAGCAGCAGAAACAACACAUUGAAUAAGUGUUAUAUGACCUGUCACGAUGUAUAACAUUGGUAGCAACAACCCAACAAUUCAUCCCAGACUAUUCAUGAUCGAUAGCGUGGUUAAUGAUUUACUUAUAUAGUGCUAUCCAGCGGUUUCAUGGUCUGCAGAAGCUAAAGAAGUCCUCUAAACCGCUCACGGUCGACCGUCGUUGUCAGCUCGUCCAUCAUCCGGCUUUUAUGACAGAGGCAUCAACACAAUCGCUCCAGCUUAGUUUGGGCUUAGCAAACCUCUUCUAUCCAUGAGGAUCACCUAAAAGGACUUUCGGAUCGUGUAGUGUAUAUGCUAUCACCAAGUCAACCAUUUUGGUCCAGUUGAGCUAGGCUGCGACGAUGAUGCCGACCGAUCCUAGACCACCGAGUUAGCCAGUUUUCGACAAACAGUACGUCUCGUGGAAAUUGAAAGCAAUAAGCCCUUUAAAUGAAGUGAAUACCUUUCC
This is a messenger RNA of Anopheles moucheti, 3222 nucleotides long. Its product is annotated as multiple epidermal growth factor-like domains protein 10. The coding region runs from base 1 to 2478 and encodes 825 amino acids. Lineage: Eukaryota; Metazoa; Arthropoda; Insecta; Diptera; Culicidae. The transcript has 4 exons. The record is from RefSeq and is a predicted model, not a curated record.